AUGCAGUGCAGAGGCACUGGCACCGGCAUAAUGAUACGCACACCAAAGACAAGUACACAAAGUGAAAAAAGGGCAGGACCGAUAGUCGCUGAAUUGGAAAAGAAGUUGCAGGAAACAGACGUAGAACUGCGAAACAAGAUUAGGCUUCAACAAGAACAGGUAGUGAAAUGCUAUGCUUUGGUGUCAGAUCUCACCAAGAGAUUGGAAAAAAUUGAAGAAAAACAGGCUAGUGUAAAAGUGUGUCCCCGUGACUUUAUUGAACUCUUUGGCAGCUGCUACUAUUAUUCGACGGUUCAGAAGACUUGGCACCAAGCUCAGGAGCACUGUCAAAGUAUCUCUGCCAAUCUGGUUACUAUAACUUCUAAAGAUGAAAAUGAGAUCAUAUGGAAACAUUUACCAGGUUCAGUAAAGCACUGGUGGAUAGGUGCUAGCGACCGGAUAUCCGAGGGGACAUGGGUUUGGGUUGCCAACAACUCCAGACUCACGUACACCAACUGGAAUAAAGGUGAACCUAACAACCAAGGUGGAUCGGAAAACUGCGCGGAGUUAAACAAGGAAAGGGGGUCUCCCACGUGGAAUGAUGUUCCAUGUAGUGGUACUCGACAAUUUGUCUGUGAAUGGUCUCGACUUUGACAACAGUUUCAACCCCAGGACCAAUGGCAAUGUCAUUGCAUUCUUUUACGUUACACCUUUUACCUUUGUCAAACAAUUUGAUCCUUGUUAAUACUUUACAGGUACAUUUAGCUGGUUCUUUAUUAUUCCUUGUAGUUACCUUUCAGCCGUGAGAAAGCCUUUAUCAAUGAAAUACGGUCUUUCUAUUGCCUCUAAAUUUCCCUGAGUGAAUUUUGCAAAAAAAAUCAUGGACGAAUUUUAAUAAAGAUUUCAGGAUAGAUCACAUAUCAUCCAGGAGAGAAAUUUAUAUAUUGGGGGACACCGUUCGAUACAUUUGGUUUAUUUGAUUGUUUACUGUUUAA
Messenger RNA from Lingula anatina, 974 nucleotides. RefSeq names its product perlucin-like. Lineage: Eukaryota; Metazoa; Brachiopoda; Lingulata; Lingulida; Lingulidae. The record is from RefSeq and is a predicted model, not a curated record.